AGAAUUCCUGGCCUCCAGACAAGCUGGCUGUUCGGAUAGUCUGAGGGAAGAGGUUGUUGCAGCAAAAAGUGGGUUACAUUACAGUACUGCUUAGCUGCUGGCGAUGAAAGCCCAAUAAUUUAAGAAAACGGCACACAGGAAGAGUUGGGUCAGCCAAGCACUUUGUGACAGUUCAUUUGGACAGUCCGCUGUAGGGUAGUGCGAAGAGCCAUGGGGGUGUUGAUGUCCAAGCGGCAGACAGUGGAGCAGGUACAGAAGGUAAGCCUGGCUGUGUCUGCCUUCAAGGAUGGGCUGCGGGACAGGCCUUCCAUCCGACGUACAGGUGAGCUUCCAGGGUCCCGCCGUGGGACUGUAGAGGGCUCUGUCCAGGAAGUGCAGGAGGAGAAAGAAACAGAGGCAAGCAUUCCAAUGCUCCAAGAAGAGAGCAGCAUCUACCGUGUAGCCUGGGAGAGGCUCCGAGAUGGGCGUGGAGUGGAGCCUGAGGAGUUUGACAGGACCAAUCGUUUCACACCUCCUGCCUUCAUUCGCCCCACCCGGAAGCUGGAUGACGACAAGCCUCCAGAUAUCUGCUUGGAACCCAGAGAGCCUGUUGUCAACGAUGAAAUGUGUGAUGUCUGUGAGGUCUGGACAGCCGAGAGCCUCUUCCCAUGCAGGGUCUGCACCAGGGUUUUCCAUGAUGGCUGCCUGCGCCGCAUGGGCUAUAUCCAAGGGGACAGUGGAGCAGAGGUGAUCGAGAUGGCCCACACGGAAACAGGCUGGAGCUGCCACUACUGUGACAACCUCAACUUGCUAUUAACUGAGGAGGAAAUGUAUAGCCUCACCGAGACCUUUCAGCAGUGUAAAGUCAUCCCUGAUUGCUCCCUGACUCUGGAGGACUUCCUGCGCUACCGCCAUCAAGCAGCAAAGCGGGGGGACAGUGACAGAGCUCUAAGCGAGGAACAAGAAGAGCAGGCAGCCCGCCAGUUUGCAGCCCUGGACCCUGAACAUCGAGGACACAUAGAGUGGCCUGACUUCCUGUCCCAUGAGUCCCUCCUACUUCUGCAGCAGUUGCGUCCCCAGAACUCUCUGUUAAGGCUUCUGACUGUCAAAGAACGAGAGCGAGCCCGAGCCACCUUCCUGGCACAGGGCAACGGGAGCACCAUCAGUGAGGCAGAGUGCCGCCAUGCCCAGCACUCUUGGUUCCGCAAAAGCCUCCCAGAGACUCCUUCCUGCAGUGUCAGUGUCAGCCAUGUAGGUCCCAUAGCAGACAGCAGCCCAGCCAGCAUCAGCAGCAAGAAUCAAGACAAGGUCCUGCUGCCCACAGAGCAUGAGUCCAGAUUUGUGGACUGGCCUGCCUUCCUGCGGGAGAAUGUCAUCUACAUCUUGGCUGCUCGCCCCAACAGCGCAGCCAUUCACCUGAAACCCCCAGGAUAGCAUGGAGCAGAGAAGCUCGGGAACAGUGGCAUUCUCUCCCUUUCCUUUCUCCCUUUCCCCCACCAACCUCCGGUACUGAGACUUAAGAGGAUAGAGCACUCCAGCAUCUCAAUUUGUCACUAAGCUUUAUGGCACUGAAAUUACCAUUCCCCUCACAACAGAGGCAGUAAAUGCAUCACCACAGGGAGAAGCCCUGGGAGC
This is a messenger RNA of Pteropus alecto (black flying fox), 1614 nucleotides long. It is a transcript of the gene PHF24, whose product is annotated as PHD finger protein 24. The transcript has 8 exons. The coding region runs from base 211 to 1413 and encodes 400 amino acids. NCBI's taxonomy places the organism in Eukaryota, Metazoa, Chordata, Mammalia, Chiroptera, Pteropodidae. The record is from RefSeq and is a predicted model, not a curated record.